AUGCGUUUCCCUUCAGGCAUGAACAUACAAGACGACGACAGCAUCAGUCCUGAUGGAGGAACGGGCGACGAUGCAUUCUCAGCAGAGACUGAAGAGGACAAGAAAAAACGACGACAGGAUCGGCAUAGAACGUUGGAGAGGCGCCGGCGCGAGCGAACGCAAGAAUUGCUGAACCAGAUCCAGGCUGAAAUCGAAAGACAAACGGGUAGAAGGCAGCCAGGAGCCUCCAGCUUCACUCUCAACAAGGCGCUCGCUCAUGUCGUAACCCAUGUUCGUAGAGUCCGUGACCAGUCGGACAAGAAAGAUAGCUCGCAGGACCCGGAGGCAGCUCUCGACCUGUCUGCCUUAGGUCUGGGGGAAUCAAAGCCGGUGGAGGAUCCGGCGGCUACCGAGGACAUGGAACUACUCAAGGCAGCUGUGAUGGCUUGCGAGUCUCCGAUCGCAUUUGUUUGCAUGGACGGGGGAAUCAUCGAGACGAAUUUCGCCUUCGGGGACAUGCUGGGGUACUCAACUGAAGAGCUGUGUGGAAACACUUUGUACAUGCACUCGGUGCCAGAAGACAUGGCGCACUUGAUGUCAGCUGUUUGCGAUCUCAUCACGCACAAGAGCACGCAGGUUGAGCGACAGAUUCGCCUACUUCACAGGCAAGGCCAUCAUGUCGAAUGCAAACUGGACAUGUUCGGGAACAAGGCAAAGGAUAAAGUGUAUAUACUGGUGUACGCCACAGAAGUAAAUCCGAGCCCCCAGCGUCAACAAAUCCUUCAUGUCAGUCUUGAGAAUGGAAAAGUCAACAACAAAUCUUCUGGUAGGCAAGCGAUCACGAACGCUCAGAUACAGUCAGAUUUGUAUCAGCAUGGUCACUUCUUCCCGUCAGGCAACGCUCAUCAGCAGCAGAUCGCCGCACACCCUGUUCCCCCUGCCCAAGAGGCGAAGCCGCACGUUGACACAGCCAACCCCAUCCCCAACGUGUUUCACCAUGGGCCUGCCGUUGGGUCCGAAGGGUGGCGAUCAGAUCGGCCUCAGGGGCUCGGCGGGUUGAACAAUCACUUCCCGUCACCUAUGCUGAAUCAUCAGACCCCGAUGACGCAGAACUACGGCCAAGCAAACCUUGCGAUCCCAGGAUGGAACCAGCAAAUGCAAGUGCACCAACAAUUUGGAGUGGCGCGAACAAGCGAGCAGCUCCCAUCCAACGUUGCAAAACCACCAACAAGCUCCCCUGUCGUCGAUGCGUCCAGGAAGAAACCGUUGGACAUUCAGACGACCAACAUGUUGUCGUCAGACCCGGUGGGCUUGAGGCCGAAUGGCGGGAUAGCGCAAGUAGGAGGCAACCACGUCAAUGGUGCGGCAUGGUUUGGUCUUGCUCAUACUCCACACGCGCCCCUCACUCCACAUGGGCUGUUGAACCAUCAGCCACACACACCAGGCAGCAAUUCUUUGCAUGACGACCUGCUGUGGCUGGAGGGCAACGACCUCGACAGCAAUCCUCUCCUGGAGGGAGGAGCCUCGGUGGCAGCAAGUCACUCUGUCGACUCGUUUCCCACAGGCCUGAUAUCUGCUCAUCGCUUUCUGAGUUCUAUAUGA
Molecule: messenger RNA, 1581 nt
Organism: Guillardia theta CCMP2712
Lineage: Eukaryota; Cryptophyceae; Pyrenomonadales; Geminigeraceae
Exons: 9
Coding region: 1-1581 (526 amino acids)
Molecular function (GO): protein binding
Source: RefSeq, a predicted model, not a curated record